ACAGAAAAAAAUGUGUGGGAAGUUUAAAUCUGAAAAUGAGAAUACAAGAAAGAAAGAAUGACUUGAAAGUUAAAAAUUUUGCUAUGUUCUUUUUUGUUUUCCUAAUAUGAGUAAGUUGAGCGGUGAGUUGAGCUAGUGGCGAUACGACGUUGAAGGCUUUAAUUUCAAUGUUUCUAAUUUGACUUCUUAAUGCUAAGUAGAAGUUUGGUCUGUCCAGGGAAGUGCAGAGAAAUAAGUAUGUGGGGGUAUCCCUCGUGGGGAAAACACUGGCUGUAAUGGGGUUUGGGAAAGUUGGUUCAGAAGUAGCUAGGCGUGCUAAGGGACUUGGCAUGCAUGUAAUUGCACAUGAUCGUUAUGCCCUGGCAGACCGUGCUUGUGCAAUUGGAGUGGAGCUGGUGACCUUCAAAGAAGAAUUAUUAACUGCAGAUUUUAUCUCCAUGCACAAGCCUCUCACCCCUGCUACACCAAAAAUGUUCAAUGAUGACGCUUUUUCACGAAUGAAGACAGGGCCUCGAAUUGCCAAUGUUGCUCGUGGUGGUGUUAUUGAUGAGGAAGCUCUACUACGGGCCUUGGAUUCUGGGAUUGUUGCUCAGGCAGCACUUGAUGUGUUCACAGAAGAGCCUCCUCCAAAAGAAAGUAAGUUGGUGCAGCAUGAAAAUGUGACUGUAACUCCUCAUAUUGGUGCUACUACCACAGAGGCUCAGGAAGGUGUGGCCCUUGAAAUAGCUGAAGCUGUUGUUGGGGCUUUGAAAGGGGAGCUUGCUGCUACAGCUGUAACUGCCCCCAUGGUCCCUGUUCAGGUACCAUCUCAAAUUGUUCAGUCAGAGCUAGCACCAUCUGUUGCACUCACUGAGAAGCUGGGCAGAUUGGCUGUGCAGUUGGUUGUUGGUGGAAGAGGUGUGAAGUUUGUCAAGGUGACCUAUGCUUCUGCUAGAGGUCCAGAAAAUCUUGAUACUCGGCUGCUCCGAGCUACGCUUACCAAGGGUCUGAUUGAGCCUAUUUCUAGUGUUUUUGUGAACUUACUGAACGCUGACUUCUCUGCUAAAAAGGGAGGACUUAAUUUAAGGGAAGAGCGUAUUGUGUUGGAUGGUUCACCUGAGAAUCCACUCGAGUUCAUUCAGGUUCAAAUUGCCAAUGUGGAAUCUAAAUUUGCUAGUGCAAUUUCUGACUCUGGUGAGAUUACAGUGGAAGGAAGAGUGAAGGAUGGCAAACCCCAUCUGACCAAGAUUGGAUCCUUUGGUGUCGAUGUAAGCCUGGAAGGCAGUCCUAUUCUCUGCAGGCAGAUUGAUCAACCUGGUAUGAUUGGAAGGGUGGGCAGUAUAAAAGGUGAGGAAAAUGUAAAUGUAAAUUUCAUGAGUGUUGGAAGAAUUGCACCCAGGAAACAAGCUGUAAUGACCAUUGGUGUGGAUGAGGAUCCCAGCGUAGAAGCAUUAAAGAAAAUAGGAGAAAUUCCAGCAAUUGAAGAGUUUGCCUUCCUAAUGUUGUAAUACAGUCGAUACCAUCAUGCUCGGGUCUGUUUAUUACUAAUUUGAGCACUGUUCUGAUUGAAUUCCACCGCUCAAUUGGUUGGAUUGUCAAAUACCUGAAAUUUCAGGUAGGUGCCUUGAAAUGUGCCCUUUUCAUUUAAAUUAAUAUUUCUCCUACGCUAGUCGAGUAGUGUGCUCUGGAGUUCACGAGGAGCACAAUGUGGAACACGUCUAUCAAAAUUUACUGUCAGGAAGUUGAGCAUGGAUUUUGCUGCUUUAUCAAGAUUUUACAUGCAUAUUGCAGAAGUGCAACUCACAUUAUGCAAGCCUUAACCCAAGUUCUAAGAUGCAAUGCAAGCGGCGGGGUGGAGCAGGGGCACUCAAGACAAGCCAAAAUAAGAAACGAGGCACCUGUCCAACAAUUUGGCAGAAAUUGCCACCGCAUGCCGCACAUGAAACGUGUCCCAAAUGCACAUUGAACGGGCUAUCCCAGUAAAUAGCAACCUUUACGCAGCAGAGAGUCCAUAUUCAUCCCUGUGUUUGACAUCUUGUUUCAAAUUAAAGCUUGCAACAUGGAAACAAAGCAAGGAACCGAAGAGAUCAAUGAACAAGAAGCGGUAGAAACCAAGGUGGAGACUGUAGAUAUGCAAUCACCGCUGGGGGAAAGCAAAGAACCCAGGUUGAAGGACGUGGGAGUGGUUCACUUGACUCGCAAUUCUGGCAACAAGGGUGGUGUCUUGGCUGGUGUAGCUGAUGCGGUAGCAAACGCCUUUCGUUCUGCCAAGGAUGCCAUUUCAGGCCGUGGUCACGGUAGUAACGAAUGAGUGAUUACAUGUUUCCACCUGGGAUCAUCAAUUAUGUAUGCCUUUGAGGUAAUAAAUAAAUAAGUUUCAAUACAAGGAAAUGACCACAGAAAGGGGUAAAUUUUAGUGGUUUCAACUUUCAAGUUUGAAUACAGAAUGAUAAUAUUAACCAAGGGGUCAUCAUUGACCCAUGAGAGAAAUUAAUAUCUCACUACUUCACAUGGCCAUUCAUUUAUCAUGUGAGGUCGGCCAAUUGAAGGGGAUGGGUAUUUCUAAGUGGCCGUUUCCCUUGGACCACAGCUGACAGAACCAGAAUACAAUUAGGGUAACUUUCGAAAGCAAGACGAAUAUUUAAGGUACAUUUUUGGCUGUCCCACUCAAGAUUCCGUCCAAGAUUUAAGUCCAUUUCCCUUCAUUUUAAGGUCAAAAAGAUUUUGCUACUUUAAAGGAAAAAAAUGUCUCAUACGCACAAGGAUCUGAUGGCAAUAGUAGACAAAAGUCUAAAGCAUCAACAUGUCAUGAUUGAUUGAUAUUUGAUACUAGCAAAUUACAGUCCCAAAAUAUUGAUCCUGAUUGAUUAUUAUUCGGGCAUUUCAGUUACACAGUGCUUCACUUAAUUAUGACCAAACAAGAGAUCCUGUGGAGCAGAUGAGUAAAAUCACGGAAAGCAAAUUCCCCUUGGGCCGCCUACUGCUAAAGGUUUAGCGCAAGCCGAGCACAUUUACCACACACCAACCUCCAUGAACCCAUCCUCGGUGGCGCAGCCCCUGAACAUCCCAGUGGUGU
Molecule: messenger RNA, 3055 nt
Organism: Theobroma umbraticum
Lineage: Eukaryota; Viridiplantae; Streptophyta; Magnoliopsida; Malvales; Malvaceae
Source: RefSeq, a predicted model, not a curated record